Molecule: messenger RNA, 1808 nt
Organism: Ambispora leptoticha
Lineage: Eukaryota; Fungi; Glomeromycota; Glomeromycetes; Archaeosporales; Ambisporaceae
Source: the annotation of a GenBank genome assembly
AACCUAUGGAAGAUAUUUCAGGAUUCAACUAUUUUCAAAACAAUGGACCGUCAAAGUGGUCACUUAUUGGUUUUUUAACAUGGAGAUCCGAAAAAUUGCAGUUAUUAGAUAGUAUAAAAGAGCAUAGCGCGUUCAAAUUUUUUGUCCAGAAAAUUGCAACUGACGAAAAUAAUACAAAGGCAAAAAAAGCGCAAGAGCUACUUGAUAACUGGAAGGAGAUUAAGUGUUCUCCGGAAGUUAAAGAAUUUUGGAAUGAUCGUAGGACUCAGAAUUUACAGCAAGAGCUCCAGAAUGCCAAAGCGCAAAAUGAACUAAAAACUUUACAGGUUGAAACUGAAGAUUUAAGUUAUAUUCUCGACCGAAGCAGGGAAUUGAACUUGCACGCUAAUAUAAUUGGAAACAAAAGAAAAUCUAAGUUGGAAAAGAUACAGGAUGAACAACGCCAAACUAAAAGUGGAAGUGACAUAAGUGGUGAAGUUCAUUUUAAUUUGUCCAACAAUGCAUCAAAAAGAAGUCCGGAAGAGGAUGACGAUUCUAAAAAAAGACCCGCCAAAAAAAAUCGCAACGUUAUUGUUGACAUAAACAUUAUACCAACUACACCACCACCACGAACUGCAGAAAAUAUUGUCUCGAAUAAUGAUGACGAAAAUGACGAUAAUGACUCAGAAAGCGACACUGAAUCAAUUGAUAUAGAUCAGGGUGAAGAAGAAAUUGGGAGACUUACACAAGACGAAGUGGAAAUUCGCAACAAAUUAAUUGCUAUUCUAGAUUCACAACAAAAAAAGGACAAAGAAUUGGGAAAGGACUGUCUAUCAUCAAUAUCCCUUAACCAUAUUAUUGAUUUCUCUAACGAUAUAGUACAAAAAAAAGUAAAUAAAUCAUUAAACGAAAACCAAGUCAAAUGGAUUAAUACAUUUCUCCAGCAAGAGAUCUGGGAUCAAACAUAUGAAAAUGAGUUUCGGCAAUAUAUAAAUCAAUUUACAAAAAAAACGAGUAAUAGAAGGAGCGUUCCGAUUCUGGUCCGCAAGUCCUUUGUUCCAUCUCAAUUAUUUAAUUCCCAUACUCACGAAGCUCAUGAUAUCGCUCAACGAAUCUUAACUCAUUUUUCUGAACGACUUGAAGCGCCAUUAAGACUUGAGGUUGAAGGUCUUGAUUACGAAAGGACAUAUGCAAUUGAUACAGUAAUAUAUAUAAUAAAUAGACUAUUCCGUAUGCAUCAGGAUGUAGUUGAUAUCGUAUGGAUCGAGUUAACUACCCCUAAUACGAAAAAACACAAAAUUGAUGGACUUAUCAAGAUGAUCAAUUCAAUUCAAAAGAAUCAAACAAUAGUCUUAAUCGAGUUUUCAUAUGGUAGACGAGCACCUUUAUCAAAAAUAGAAGGUGAUGAGGUUAAAUUAUGCAGAAACUCGAUGAGAGUCUUAAAUAAGCUAUUGAAAGAAACACCUAAGGAUGUAGCACAGAUUUAUUUAGUUCAAACCGCUAGUAGCUUUGAACAAUUUGCGAAGAAAAUAGUUGAUUUGAUGAACUGGCAGGUUGACGUGUUGUCAACUAUUCAAGCAAUGAAGGAAGCUACGACUGUGGAAAACGCUACUCAUAUAACGUUAAUAGAUGACACUCCGCAAAAGAAAAAAAGUAAUAAAAAUCAACCUUUGCCUAAAUCCCCAUCUCCCGAUUCCUCACCUCCCAGUUCCCCAUCUCCUGGUUCCAAAUCGUCGGGUCGCGAUUUGAUGCGCUAUCUAGAUUCACCGGUUCAUGAAAAAAUCGAUUUAGAAAAUACGUUAUUUAGAAAAAAAAAUUCAAAAAAUUGA